UAGAAACUGAGAAUAGUACAUAAAGUUAGGAGUGAGGAAAAAAGGAAAUGUAACCUUGGGGGGAUCUCUUUUGAGAGUCAAGAGGAAGAAGUGGGGCUGAAGAGGAAGGUGGGAAAGUGUGGUUGAACAGUUAGGAGAAUGCUAGAGGGAUGAAGUUCCAGAUGAAGAAAAUCUUUAACAGGGACACUAGGCAUAUGUAUUAGUUACUUUUCUCAUUGCUAAGACAAAAAUACCUAAUGCCCAAAGGUACAGGAGGAAAGGUUUAUUCAUACUUUGUAGAGGUUUCACUUUGUAACUGGCUGACUUCAUGACAGAGUAGUAGGCAGAGGAUCAUUGCAGAGGAGAAACAGUUCACAGCUAAAAGUGACAAACCUCUUUCUGUCUUUACAUUUUAUCCCAUGCUCAGACCCAGCCCUCAUACCCACGGAAGACCCCCCUCCCAUUAUCUACUGCCAGAACUGUGUCAAACUGAUCAGUUGAACUAAUUUAUAAGCACAUGUGCUUGAUCCCAGUGUUACAUGUUCUAGAUCCCGCCACCUCUGAAAAGCUGCAUGUCUGACCACGGAGCCUUUGGGACAUCUAGAUUCAAGACAUCCAUCAUGUGAAUUACUACAGAGUUAAUUUGGAAUACACACUGGAUUUGUCAUUAAAGAUGCAAAAGAAAUUUUCUGAAUGUUUCUAGAAACUAGAAAUCUGAAUUCAGUUUCACUGGGCUGAAAUUGAGCUGUCAGCAGAACUGCACUCCUGGAGGCUCUGAGAAUCCGACAAUGCCGAAUAAUAUGUGGUAUAUAUACACCACAUUUUGUUUCCCAUUCACCCAUUGAUGGACACUUGGUAGCUUCCACCUUUUGGCUAUUGUGAAUUAUGCUGCUAUGAACAUGAGUAUACAAAUAUCUCUUUGAGAUCCUGCUUUCAGUUCUUCUGGUGGAUCUUCAUGGAGGAACACGGAGUGACCCAAACUGAACACAUGGCGACCAUAGAAGCCCAUGCAGUAGCCCAGCAAGUACAGCAGGUUCAUGUGGCCACUUACACUGAGCAUAGCAUGCUAAGCGCUGAUGAAGACUCUCCUUCUUCCCCUGAGGACACCUCCUAUGAUGAUUCAGAUAUACUCAACUCCACUGCAGCUGAUGAGGUAACAGCCCAUCUGGCUGCUGCAGGUCCUGUGGGAAUGGCUGCUGCGGCUGCUGUGGCAACAGGAAAGAAACGGAAACGGCCUCAUGUGUUUGAGUCUAAUCCAUCUAUCCGGAAGAGGCAGCAAACACGGUUGCUUCGGAAACUUCGAGCUACAUUAGAUGAAUAUACUACUCGAGUAGGACAGCAAGCUAUUGUCCUCUGUAUCUCACCCUCCAAACCCAACCCUGUCUUUAAAGUGUUCGGUGCAGCACCUUUGGAAAAUGUGGUGCGAAAGUACAAGAGCAUGAUCCUGGAAGACUUGGAGUCUGCUCUGGCAGAACACGCCCCUGCGCCACAGGAGGUUAACUCAGAGUUGCCACCUCUCACCAUCGAUGGGAUUCCCGUCUCUGUGGACAAAAUGACCCAGGCCCAGCUUCGGGCAUUUAUCCCAGAGAUGCUCAAGUACUCUACAGGUCGGGGAAAACCAGGAUGGGGGAAAGAAAGCUGCAAGCCCAUCUGGUGGCCUGAAGACAUCCCGUGGGCAAAUGUCCGGAGUGACGUCCGCACAGAAGAGCAGAAGCAGAGGGUUUCAUGGACCCAGGCACUACGGACCAUAGUUAAAAACUGUUAUAAACAGCAUGGGCGGGAAGAUCUCUUGUAUGCUUUCGAAGAUCAGCAAACUCAAACACAAGCCACCACUACCCACAGUAUAGCCCAUCUUGUCCCAUCCCAGACGGUAGUGCAGACCUUUAGCAACCCUGAUGGCACCGUCUCACUUAUUCAGGUUGGUACAGGGGCAACAGUAGCCACACUGGCCGAUGCUUCAGAAUUGCCAACCACAGUCACUGUGGCGCAGGUGAAUUACUCUGCUGUGGCUGAUGGAGAGGUGGAACAAAACUGGGCUACAUUACAGGGAGGUGAGAUGACCAUCCAGACAACGCAGGCAUCAGAGGCCACCCAGGCGGUGGCAUCCUUGGCAGAGGCCGCAGUGGCAGCUUCUCAGGAGAUGCAGCAGGGAGCCACCGUCACCAUGGCGCUCAACAGUGAAGCUGCUGCCCAUGCUGUCGCCACCCUGGCUGAGGCCACCUUACAAGGAGGGGGACAGAUCGUCCUGUCUGGGGAAACCGCAGCAGCUGUCGGAGCACUUACUGGAGUCCAAGAUGCUAAUGCAGGCUCUUGGAGUCAGUGGCCAAGAACUGGGCUGCCCGGGGAAGUACCUCAGAAGUCUGGGUCACAAAGGAGGACCGUCCCUGAUCUGCCUGGUCCAGAUCCCAGUGAGCAUGUACCAGACUGUGGUAACCAGCCUCGCCCAGGGCAACGGCCCAGUACAGGUGGCCAUGGCCCCUGUGACCACCAGGAUAUCAGACAGCGCAGUCACCAUGGACGGCCAGGCUGUGGAGGUGGUAACAUUGGAACAGUGACACACAGCCAUACUAUGGCAUCAUUUUCUAGUCUACUUCAAAAUUUUUUACACGUUUUGCAGAGGUGCAAUCAAAUGGAAUUAAGUCUCUUGACUUUGGAAGAAAAGUUUUGUUAACCUUUUUUUGAAAAGGAAGAAAGGCAGUGGAUUUUGGAAUUGCAUUUUUAUAAAGCACCACUCUUGAUUUUCUGGGAUUGGUGGAGUAAGAAGCUGCAUUGUCAACUUCACUGUCCCAAAAAAGCCAAAUUGUGGCAGGACUUCUUUCUGCAGAAACAUGUGUGUAUACUUAAUGUGCGUGUAUGUGUGAGUGUGAGUAUAUGUAUAUGUGUACAUAUGGACAUACACAUUUACAUAUAUAUAUAAAGUAUAUAUAUACAUACAUAUAUAUAUAUGUAUGAAACCCGCAUGGAAUUCUGUAUGAAAUCAAGGUGAGCUGUGGAUAGGAUAAUCCACCCAGUUUAGUGGGUGAUAGGGUACGUGGCCAGACACAGUCACCUGGUUUUUGUUCAUACCAGGGUCAUGCGUUGAGCUACUGACAAACUCAGGCAGAGGUGACCAUGCUCUUCACCAAAGCUGCCUCCCAGCAGCUGCCUAGAACUCUCCCUGCUGAACUCAGCUGAGGAAGGAGGUUCCAGGACACCGAGGGGCCCAGGGCCAGUGGCCUGCCAGCUGGGACACUCUCAGCCAGCCCAGGGACUGCGCUUACCUCGGGCGGAGGGAAAGAGCCAAGAAGAUGAAUUUCGGCCUCCCACCUCUUCCCCUUCCCAGGAAGCCGCCUGGAGCUCAUGACUGUUGAAGAGUUGCUUUGGUUUUAAGGUCAGUCCUGACUUGGUCAUGUGUAUGAAUUGAAGGGAACAGAAGUAUUAAGGGUCUGAGGAGUGCGUGCUAAGUGUGCUUCUGGGUGUGUGUGUGUGCGCGCGUCAUGGGGGAAAGAGUGGGAAAGGAUGUGAGGAGCUGAAGGGAAAGGAAGGAGGGAGAGAAGUUCGUAGACCAGGUUCACCAGUGCGAGCCAUCUUCUCUCGCCGGCUGGAGUAGCUCCGCAGAGAAGACCCUGACCAGAAAGGACACCUGGCUCUGGGAAGAUGGCCCUCACAGCAGGACAGUCAAGAGAGGAAGCGCCAGAGUCCUUGGCUCCCCUCCUGGGACAGGCGGUGCGAGGCCCUCUUUCCUGCCUCUGAGCCGGGCCCUGAGUGGCCUUCUUGCUCACAGGUGUCGUCGCUGUCAGGUUCUGUGCUUUCCCAGCAGCGGCCCUGAGUCUCAAGUGGACAAAUCCACCUGACUUUUUGACAGGCCAAAUCUCUGCUCCUUGAGUACAGGGACAACACUUCCUCCCUCUUCCCAGGUUCCCCUACUUGUGUGAUAGUGUAUUUAAUGUUUUUUUUAAAUGCGAAUUAAAAGAUUCCUCGUGUCUUGCUCAGCCUUUGAGAAAAGUUUCAGAUUCUUGUAUUUGCUUGUUUUAUAUAAAACUAUCUAAUGUUUCUUUAUAUGUUCUUUUCUGUACGUAAUGGGGGGAGGGGAGGGAAAUUUACAUAUGAACAGUCCUAGUUCUACAACUUGUUAUUUUUUUAAUUAUUAUUUUUUAUUGUCAUUGUGAAGCUGUCCAGGGCUUUAAAGUCCGGGUUCCUUUGUGGUAAAAUAACCUCCUACUAGUUUGAGAACUUGCCAAGAAGAAGCAAAAAAAGCAAAACUCCAGUAGCAAAGCAUGGAUUCUGUGUUGUUUUCCAUUCUGUCUAUACUGCCUCAUUCAAUAAAUAGUUUAAAAUGUGGCAACAGGAA
This is a messenger RNA of Cavia porcellus (domestic guinea pig), 4309 nucleotides long. It is a transcript of the gene Nrf1, whose product is annotated as nuclear respiratory factor 1. The record is from RefSeq and is a predicted model, not a curated record. Gene Ontology annotation, cellular component: nucleus. Gene Ontology annotation, molecular function: DNA-binding transcription factor activity, RNA polymerase II-specific; RNA polymerase II cis-regulatory region sequence-specific DNA binding. Bases 935 to 2650 code for a protein of 571 amino acids. Lineage: Eukaryota; Metazoa; Chordata; Mammalia; Rodentia; Caviidae. The transcript has 14 exons. Gene Ontology annotation, biological process: regulation of transcription by RNA polymerase II.